Dacryopinax primogenitus is the source of this 912-nucleotide messenger RNA. RefSeq names its product NADP-binding protein. The transcript has 7 exons. NCBI's taxonomy places the organism in Eukaryota, Fungi, Basidiomycota, Dacrymycetes, Dacrymycetales, Dacrymycetaceae. The coding region runs from base 1 to 912 and encodes 303 amino acids. The record is from RefSeq and is a predicted model, not a curated record.
AUGGCGAACAAACUUGUAGUAGUGCUCGGAGCGACUGGACACCAAGGCGGUUCAGUGGUGACCGCCCUUCUCAAUCAUGGUGGAUACAGCAUUCGCGGUCUUACACGUAACACCGAAUCUCUCCCAGCUAAGGAUCUGGCUGCUAAAGGCGUAGAGAUGGUCCAAGCAUCACUCAUCGACAAGUCCAGUCUGGUAGCAGCGUUCAGGGGUGCUUAUGCUAAGGUGUAUGCAAUCACACUACCGUUCACGGGCGUGAACGAGGACGUGAUGGGAAGGAAUAUCGUCGAUGCUUGCCGGGCGAACAACGUCCCUUUGCUCGUCCUCUCCUCCCUGCCAAGCUCCUUAGAGGUGUCUAACGGGAAAUUUAACGUCCAGUUGAUGGAAGAGAAAUGCCGAGUGCCUGCUUACGCGUCCGAAGUCGGUCAACCAACUGUUGUAUUUUACCUCGGCGCCUUUUGCGAAAAUCUACUCCAACACAUGGGUCGAAGUCAGCUCCAGCCUGUCUCCGCCGACCGUACGAAAUGGCAAAUCUUCUACCCUAUCGUGCCCGCUUCUGUCCCCCAGCCGCUGUCGUAUAUCUCCGCUGAUGUGGGGCCGUCGGCGCUGGCGGUGAUCGACCGUUGGGAAGAUCCUGCCGCCAGAGAGAGGCUGACGAAGGCGCCGAUUGUGGUGUGUUCGUUCAUGAUCACAGGGGAAGAGAUGGAACAGACCAUUGCAAGGGUAACAGGAAAGGAAGUGAAGUACGUUCCCAUUCAAGUCCCGGAGCCUAUGAAGACUAUGUUCGACUUCUGCGCUGAGGUUUGGUACCCGGAUGAGCUUCCUCCUCCUGUGUUGAAGGAUCUGGGCGUGAAGUUCCACACGUUUGAGGACUAUGUGAGGGAAGAAGUUGUUCCGUUUAUGGCGAAGCAGUAG